AUGUCUCAGCAAGCGGCUACGAACGCAGUGGCAGAUGCCAUGAGCAAUGUCCAGAACAAUCAUCAGGUUCCGUACGAUGGCAACUUUCAAAUGCCUCAGCAGCCUGGCGUGCCUAAUGGUAUUCCUGCUAUACGAGCGCCUCAAAACAAGGGAUUCUCUCUGAUCAUGACAGUACCACAGGCCAAUCAGCAGAACAGCGUCAAUGUCACCAACUCCCCGGCCUGA
This is a messenger RNA of Penicillium waksmanii, 225 nucleotides long. RefSeq names its product Chromatin modification-related protein eaf1. The transcript has a single exon. NCBI's taxonomy places the organism in Eukaryota, Fungi, Ascomycota, Eurotiomycetes, Eurotiales, Aspergillaceae. The coding region runs from base 1 to 225 and encodes 74 amino acids. The record is from RefSeq and is a predicted model, not a curated record.